Molecule: messenger RNA, 2225 nt
Organism: Notodromas monacha
Lineage: Eukaryota; Metazoa; Arthropoda; Ostracoda; Podocopida; Cyprididae
Source: the annotation of a GenBank genome assembly
AUGGAAGAAGGACUUCGGAUAGUAAAAGUCCCUGCAACAUUGACUAUGCCCACAGUGGAUAGGAGGGCUCUCAGCAAGCCCGGAAUGACGCGGCUGCGGGAGCCUCAGCGAAAUGCGUUCGCGGAUAGAUGGGAAAAUGCGUGGUCGCGGCUGCCAACCGCACUUCCUACCAACGCUCGCCCAUUCCCGUCUGCGAAUAAAAGCGGCAGACUUGCCGGUUUUUGGCCUGCUACUGGCAGACUGUUUCUCAUGACUAAGCCUGAAGUCUCUUUUGGGCUCAAGGCAACAGCGCCACCUGCAUUACUCCCGUACCACCCGACUGCUGGGUGGGCGUUUCCUAGCAGCGGUGUCGUGUCGGUGGUGCAUUUUGGUCUCAGAGGAAAUAGCUUUCUCGUUGUUGUUGCUAUGGCAUCUGCGGUGAAUUGGCUCGAUUCUCGGGCUUUUUUCGAUCAAGCCAAUUCGGCGCAAUUCGAGCACGUGUUGUCGAGGUACAAGGAAGCCUUGCAGCACAAGUGUGAGACGAAGAGGAAACCCGCCGAGCUUCAGAAACUCGACACUUGGUUCCAAGAAGAACUGCCAAGGAUUCUCGAGACACGAAAGCCAGACAUUUUCUUUACUCACGACGAACUGGUUCAAGCCAUCAAAUGGAAACUCGCUAGAGGAAAAUUCCGCCCCAAGCUGAAGGAACUAGUUCAAAUGAACACCCCCAGGGUUGUGAUGGUGGAGACAAAGAAGGCUUGGCGGCAGUUGACUAAGAAGAAUGUUAAGAGCGCUAUCACAGCUUUGAGUAACCUCAAGGGCGUCGCUGUGCUUAGUGUGAUGGCACCUGAAAAAGUUCCUUUCAUGGCUGAUGAAUGUCUCCUGGCAAUCAAUAAGGGAGAAGCUUUGGAUUACUCCAUGAACGAGUUCAUGCAAUAUUUGGAUAACGUGGAGAAAUUGUGUGAAAGGCUCAAUGCAGAAAAACCCGACUUUUGGACGCCCCACAAAGUCGAGCUUGCCCUCUGGUCGCACUAUAUCUUGUCAGAGAUGAACCCGGAUUCGCUGGACAGUGUCGGGACUCUAACCUCAGGCAAUGCCCUGCUAACGACUGAAGUCACGGAGUCGACCCACGAUGACAAAGAACCCAAGAAAGUGUCAGAAGACGAAGACUCCCGUGGAUCCCACGAAGAGCACAUCGUUUCCUCGGGUGACGAUGAGCUCUCCCGCGACUCGGCCGGGAAGAUGGACAGUCCGAGAGUGACCGAGUGUCACCCUGAAAGCUGCGAUGCGUCCAACGACAGUGGCGUUAAGAUGAUGCAAGAUGUCGCCGCUGCGGAUUCCUGCGACUCAGCUCCGUCCUUCGACGAGCCACAAGCAAAAAAGAUUCGCUUAGAACCGACUCCAGCGACCUCUGACGAGAAAGUUGAAUGAUUGAAGAAAUUAUGUCUCGAGUACGACUGCUGGCAGGAAGAGACACUCUUCUCUCUCUCUUUCAGGCUUAUCGUUUAGAAAGAAAGAAAAAGAGAAGAAAGGUUUCGAAAUGGAAAAAAAAUUUAGGCGAUGUGGGGUUUUAAAUGAGAAAUGAAUUUAAGAAACGAAAAGGAAGAUUUUAAUCGUUCCGUCUUGUCUUCACGACGGUUCGAACCGAGCAAAAAUGGCGGGAGGAAGGAGAAAAAAAAAAAAAGAAGCAUGUUCGGAUCCCAAAGAUGUCAUUUGUUUCGUUCCGUAGACAAUUUUCGCAGUAGGAGGAAAAUAUUUUUUUCUUUUUUUGAUCAUUUACGCUUUGUUUUUCUAAGGGAAAAUGUUCACGGUGUAUAUUUUCAGAAAAGGAAGGAAAAAUAAUAGGCGAGAAUCUUUGUUUUAUCCAUAGGGUAGUUUUGAGGUGGAAGAAAAGAAUAUGCGCUGAAUCGGUUCUUCUCACCAAAAAAACUGAAAACAAAACGUUCCUUCUUUCUUUUUCCUUAUAAGGUGUUGGCAGUAAGAAAAUCGAAGAUUUGAUGUCCCUUCCCUUACUUUUUACUCAGAGUUCAAGCGCUUUUAUUUAUCAAUGAGGCUGCAGAAAAGUUAUGUUCAGAUUUCAUUGUUGUUUUUUUUUUUUUUGCUGGAUUUUUUCCUUCCUCGCGGAAGAUUUUGAGAAUGAGAAAUGAAAGUGACUGAUGGUGUGAAGGAUCUUUUUUUGGUGAAGAUUAUCGUUUGUGACGUGUGAGGGGAAUGGAAGAAAAAGAAAGAAUCAGAUGUUCGCAAAA